AUGUCAAGAUAACAAAACAGUUAAAAAUAACAUCCCCCUUAGCCAGCCCAAGGUAAUUAACAGUAACGAAAUCCCUAACCUCCUCAACCUCCUAAAUCAAAAGUAUUUAAUGCUGAAGAUUAUGCUAAACCUCCUCAUUUGACAAAGGAAGAAGUCUUGGAAGUUAAAUAAGCAUUUGAUAUUUUCGACGGUGAUGGAUCAGGAGCAAUCGAUCCAUAAGAGUUGAGAGAAGCAUUUGAAGCAUCUGGAAUUAAAACAUAUCACAAUAAAUUUAUUUAUUAAGUGCUGGGAGAGUUAGAUACUGACAAUUCUGGAGGAAUUGAUUUUGAAGAAUUUUUACAUCUUGCAACUGCAAAAGUUAGUGAUAAAGAUACACGAGAAUAAAUUCAAAAGGUGUUCAAUUUGUAUGACUGGAAUAAAGAAGGUCGAAUAACUUGGGAUGAACUCAAAAGAGUAGCCUAAGAUUUAGGAGAAGAAAUGACGGAUGAAGAAAUUUAACAUAUGUUUAAGAAAGCUGAUUUGGAUGAUGAUGGAUUUGUUACAUUUGAUGAUUUCUAUAAUCUGAUGACCUAAAAAGAAUACGGAAAGUAAUGAGAUUUUACAUUAUAAAAUGAAAUAAUUAAUUAUUCAUA
This is a messenger RNA of Paramecium tetraurelia, 632 nucleotides long. RefSeq lists its product as uncharacterized. Lineage: Eukaryota; Ciliophora; Oligohymenophorea; Peniculida; Parameciidae. Gene Ontology annotation, molecular function: calcium ion binding. Gene Ontology annotation, biological process: centriole replication; mitotic cell cycle. The transcript has 4 exons. Gene Ontology annotation, cellular component: centriole; centrosome. The record is from RefSeq and is a predicted model, not a curated record.